UUCCGGGUUAGUCACCGUGUUGCCGUCCUUAGUGGUUAUUUUGGCCUGAAUCGUUUUAGUUUUGAAGACCGUGCUGGAUUUACUAGCGGAGAAGCUAAAAUGGAGUUUAGGGUGACUUUCAGCGGCUCCAGGAGAGCUGCUAGGACGCUGUGGUUUCUCAUCCUGAUGAGCCUGUGCUUGUUCAUCACUGUUUGCCGAGCAUCAUCUCCUCAGGAGGAGGAGGACAGUGCCAUGCAGAACAUUGUCACGGAGAAAAGGGCUGAGGAGAGCCACAGACAAGACAGCGCAGACCUGCUCAUCUUCAUCCUGCUCCUCACCCUCACCAUCUUAACCAUCUGGCUGUUCAAACACCGGCGGUUCAGAUUUCUGCAUGAAACCGGACUGGCGAUGAUUUAUGGCCUGAUUGUUGGUGUAAUCUUGAGAUAUGCAGUGCACGUCCCUCGGGACGUUGGCACGGCCUCAAUGGGCUGUUUUGUGAACAUCAGCCCUGCCACCCUGCUGGUCAACAUCAGUGGGAAAUUCUACGAGUACACUCUGAAAGGGGAGAUCAGCGCCAACCUGGUGAACGACGUGCAAGAUAACGAGAUGCUACGUAAGGUGACCUUUGACCCUGAAGUGUUCUUCAAUAUUCUGCUGCCGCCCAUCAUCUUCCAUGCUGGCUACAGCUUGAAAAGGAGACAUUUCUUCCGGAACAUGGGAUCCAUCCUGGCUUAUGCCUUUGUGGGGACAGUCAUCUCCUGUUUUGUUAUUGGGUUGUUGAUGUAUGGAUGUGUGAUGCUGAUGAAGCAGUUCAGUCAGCUGGGUGGGGAUUUCUUCUUCACCGACUGUCUGUUCUAUGGAGCCAUCGUCUCUGCCACCGACCCAGUGACGGUCCUGGCGAUAUUCCACGAGCUGCAGGUAGACGCUGACAUGUAUGCGUUGCUGUUUGGAGAGAGCGUGCUCAACGAUGCUGUGGCUGUGGUUCUGUCUUCGUCCAUCGUGGCGUACCAGCCACAAGGAGACAACAGUCACACCUUUGAGGUCAUGGCAUUGCUCAAGUCUUUUGGGAUGUUCCUGGGAGUUUUCAGCGGCUCAUUUUCUCUGGGAGUGGCCACUGGAGUCGUUACAGCUCUCGUGACCAAGUUUACCAAGCUGAGGGAUUUCCAGCUGCUGGAGACGGCACUGUUCUUCCUCAUGUCAUGGAGCACGUUUCUGCUGGCUGAAGCCUGUGGCUUCACAGGUGUGGUGGCGGUUCUGUUCUGUGGAAUCACUCAGGCCCACUACACCUUCAAUAACCUGUCUCCUGAGUCUCAGGACCGAACGAAGCAGCUGUUUGAGCUGUUAAAUUUCCUGGCAGAGAACUUCAUUUUCUCCUACAUGGGUCUAACCCUGUUCACCUUCCAGAAUCACAUCUUUAAUCCGAUGUUCAUCGUUGGAGCGUUUCUAGCGGUUUUUGUGGGAAGAGCUGCGAACAUCUACCCUCUUUCAUUCCUCCUUAAUCUGGGUCGACGUUACAAGAUUAGAUCAAACUUCCAGCACAUGAUGAUGUUUGCAGGCCUGCGAGGUGCAAUGACCUUUGCCCUCUCCAUCAGGGACACAGCCACGUUCGCACGGCAGAUGAUGUUUUCCACCAAUCUUCUUGUGGUCUUCUUUACUGUUUGGGUUUGUGGCGGUGGCACCACUCAGAUGCUGUCCUGCCAGCGGAUACGAGUGGGUGUCGACUCUGAUCAGGAUAACUCUAUGGGUCUAGCUGACGGAUCGGAGAGAAGAAGCACCAAACAAGAAAGUGCCUGGCUUUUUAGAAUUUGGUACAACUUCGACCACAACUACCUGAAGCCCAUCCUGACUCACAGUGGCCCCCCUCUCACCACCACUCUGCCUCCGUGCUGUGGCCCUGUCGCCCGCCUUCUGACCAGCCCUCAGGCCAUUGAGAACGAGUGCCAGCUGAAGGACGACGACUCUGACCUCAUCCUGACAGACGGCGACAUCAACCUGAGCUACGGCGACAUCACGGUCAGCACAGACGCCAUGGGCGCCCACACCAACAGCGGUAGAAGCUUCUCCGGCACCGCCACUUCUGAUGACUUGGACCGAGAGCUGGCGUACGGAGACCACGAGCUGGUGAUGAGGGGAACCCGCCUGGUGCUGCCCAUGGAUGACUCGGAGCCGCCGUUCUCAGACUCCAUUCGUAACUUACGGAUGUGAAAAUCAUUCAAGACCCGGGUGUCUGUUUUAGAUGGACUAACCUGAGUCACUGAGCAAAAGACGAGUACUCGACUCUCCUCUUUUUCACACUUCCUUAUUUUAUUUUUUAUUUUUUUGCACUUUCCACAUUCCGUUUGCCUUUUCUUGUGCUUCUCACUUCCUGUUUAGCCAGACUGCUGUCUCUACCUCAUUCUACACCUCCCUGACAUCAACCAUUACCGUAUUACAGUCAUAUUAUUUUCAUCUUGGCUCCGUUACCUUACUGUAGCAUUGCACAGAGUUCUAGCAGCAUGUGUCCGCGUGUGAGUGCAAACACCAACCACUAGUUAAAUGAUCAGUGUACAGUAUAUCUAUGACGUUGUUAUGCAUGUGGAGGUUGCCAGUUGUUUUCAGAAGUUUAGAGCUCGUUUUUGUUAUAGCUUUGGUUUUGACUCUGAAUGUUGCUGCCUUUUCUCUGUGCACCAGAGGCGAGCUGACCCAGUGGAAAUCUCUACUUUACAUUUGGAUAAAAUCAAGUGCCUGGGAAUUGUAGGUUUGUUUUUUUUAAGCAUGGCAACCCUAAUGCCGCAUUAGUUCUUGCACACAAAACGCUGUUUUCUUUCCUUGCAUUUAAAAAAAAAGAAAAAAUAAUAAUAAAAACUCAACAGACGCCUCUGUCCAUAAGGUAGCAAUAUACUCCGUGGGUGUUCACACUGUCAGUUUGUGCUGUUGUGCUUGUAAAUAGUGUUAAGUGGCACCAUGCCAGAGCUGGCAGUGAAAGUUGUGCAGUGACCUUAGACUGUGACAUGGAGUUAGACUUCACACCUUAUUUUAGCCGCUGACUCUGCUCACAGCAGAAUGAAGGGCUGCUGAGGUGAAAAUGAGCCGAAGUGAGAAAGCCUUGUGCCAUUUCUCCUCCUGCACUCUGGCAUUUUUAAGAAAUCUGAGUCCACAUGACCUUAAAGUGUGUGUUAUGCUUUUUGAAUCACCGUUUUCAUACCCAUUUAGCUUUUUUCCACACAUUUUCUAUCACAACUGUUGCAUUUGUAGCAACAAAUCAUAUUGUCUCAUUUGAUUAAUUUAUUUUAAAAAACAUGAAGUUGCUUGCAAUGAUGUAAGAAAACAAAUGACUUUUUAGUAUUGCAAACUGGAAUACUGGUACAUUACAUUGGGGGGGUUUGUAAAAGAAGAUGGUGAUGAGGGGAAAUCAAAUGUGAGCAUACUUGCAUUAGACCCUUUAUACCAAUUAUGAAGUUGAACAGUCACUUCAGAUCCUGACUUUGCUCAAAAUUAUAGCUUUAUGGAUCCUUUGUUCGGUACAGAUGUUUUAUUUUUGAACCGACCUAACGAUUGCAGCCCUAAAUGAGUAAUUUGCAUAAGACAAAUCUACUUUUUAAAAAUAUGCUCUAAUAAGUUCAUUUUAUAUUUCAUCAUCUGGUCUGAGCUGAUAUGUGCACUGUUACUGUGACAGGUUGUUAUUGUGCUUAAACGCUGGAUUAUCCCAUGGGUCCUGCUAGUACGAUGUGUAAUGUUUAGACUGUUUCAGAGCAUGGAAAGCUGGUCAGAAGAGCUUUUCUUUUUCGGGAAGCUCAGCAGCUGCUGACACGGCGUUAACAGGAAGCGUUGAUGGGACGUCACCAUAGCAACACUGUGUUUACGAGAGCAGAAGCCAGACAGCAUUUGGUGACUUCGCUGAACGCAACAGUUUGUUGUGUUUCGGCUGCUUUGUGAGCCAAAGAAAAUGAAAGGAGUGCAUAUGAGAUGAAUGCAGGAGUCGGAUGAAGUGGUGAAUUAUUAAGCUGAGAGAAAGGGAGAUUAAUGACGGAGGAGUGGGACAGUGUUUAGUGUGUUUGUGUUUGAGAUGAUAGAGAUGGAAGGAAGAGCUGGCGUGUACAUUUCUCUUUUCCUUCCACGGUUAUCUUCUGCUGUGCAGGAACUUCUAAUUUUAUAUUAUUUCUAUUUUUAAUUUUAUCUCAUGUGACAUCAUAUACUUGAUAUUUUUGUUUAUGGACUUUUUGGAGAGAAAACAUCAAUUUGCACUCAUGUAUUGAGAACCUUUUGUAUAUUAUUAUUUUCUCUGCUGCUUGUUUGUUGUUACCCUGAUGAUUCAGAAAGAUUUUCUGAUUUGUUCAUGUUCAGUAGACAGAAUUAUUUCAGCGCUGCAGCAAAUACGUCACACAUCCACACAUAGCAUCGCUCUGUCUUAUCAGGUAAUGUGUGCUAUGUUUGUUUGCAGCCAAUCACUGUUUGAAUGCUGUUGCCAUAACGUCCACAGAGCCUGAAUCAUCUUCUACUGAUGGACUCUUGUCUAAUCGUGUGUUUUCUGACUGAUGUGUUCAAAUCUGGCCUCUGCUGAAAGCGGUCCACCUGUAGGUGUCUGUGGUUGACCUCCUACUCCUCCAGCCUCUGGUUCUGACUUCACCGUCUGAAAGAUGGCUCGUGUUUAUCUUUCAUCAUUAAAAUUCUUGUCAGAAGUUGCUGACCAAAAAGGCCUGCCAUGCUCCACGUUUUCAUGCACUCCAGUCUCUCUUUAUACUGCAAAAUCCUCUGUGGGUGUUUGUGUGAAUGUGUGUCCUAAUGGCUGCGAGUGUAUUUGAAUGUGUGUGAGUUCGAGAGGCGUGUCUUUUUCCAGUUUGUUGCAGGUACUGACUGUUUACAUCUGUGUAAAUAUGCCCUCACCUGUACUGUGUGCGUGCAAUGAUGAAUAAACAUGACUACAGCCCA
Messenger RNA from Nothobranchius furzeri (turquoise killifish), 4887 nucleotides. Lineage: Eukaryota; Metazoa; Chordata; Actinopteri; Cyprinodontiformes; Nothobranchiidae. The record is from RefSeq and is a predicted model, not a curated record.